CGAGUCAGGUGACGGGAGACAAGAUGGCUGCCUUCCCCUGGCAUGCUAGAUCAAGAAACUACGUACGUGAAUUGGAAUCAUGCAGGCUGGAAAGUGUGUCUGUGGAUUUUGGAGACUACCAUCCACUCAAACCCAUUACAGUAAUGGAAUCAAAGACAAAGAAAUUAGGCCGCAAAGGAAGCACUUCCUCUACUUCCUCCUCCUCUUCCAGUUCAAUGAUGGAUCCCCUGAGCAGUGUGUUGGACGGCACUGAUCCUUUGUCAUUGUUUGCUGCAACUGCAGAUCCCCUGCUGACUGCAACUACGGAUAGUGCCAGAAAGAAACGGGAUAAAGAUGAUUCCUCGGCUGUUGGCAGUGACUUUGAGCCUUGGUCGAGCAAACGGGCUGACAUCCUUGCUCGGUACACAACAAACGAAAAGCUUUCCAUUAACUUGUGUAUGGGAUCUGAAAAAGGAAAAGCAACAACUCCUGGAUCAGCAGUUUCUGAGAAGGUGCGGACAAGGCUGGAAGAGCUGGAUGAUCUCGAAGAGGGGUCACAAAAGGAGCUGUUAAACUUGACUCAGCAAGAUUAUACAAACCGGAUUGAAGAACUCAAUCAAUCUUUGAAGGAUGCUUGGGCCUCGGAUCAAAAAGUGAAAGCUCUAAAGAUAGUCAUACAGUGUUCUAAACUUCUUUCAGACACAACAGUGAUUCAGUUUUAUCCAAGCAAAUUCGUCUUAAUAACAGACAUACUUGACACAUUUGGAAAGCUGGUGUAUGAAAGAAUCUUCUCCAUGUGCACAGAUAAUCGCAGCUCCUUACCAGAUAAUUUUACUCCUGAAAGUGUGGUUGAUACUGCCAAAGAAACCUGUUUAAACUGGUUCUUCAAGAUUGCUUCCAUUCGAGAGCUCAUUCCCAGAUUUUAUGUGGAAGCAGCAAUACUGAAGUGCAACAAAUUUCUUUCCAAAACAGGAAUUUCUGAAUGUCUCCCACGGCUGACCUCCAUGAUCCGAGGAAUAGGAGAUCCUUUGGUUGCUGUCUAUGCUAGGGCUUAUCUCUGCAGAGUUGGGAUGGAAGUAGCUCCUCAUCUGAAAGAGAACCUCAACAAGAACUUUUUUGACUUCCUCCUGACUUUUAAGCAAAUUCAUGGAGAUACAGUUCAGAAUCAGUUGGUGGUGCAGUGUGUAGAGAUCCCAUCAUAUCUAACCCUUUAUUCUCCUGCAAUAGAUUGGAUUCUACAGUGCAUCUCUUAUCGGGCUGCAGAGGUUUUGCUGACGGAAAUGAUGGAAAGGUGUAAGAAGCUAGGCAACAACGCCUUGCUGUUGAAUUCAGUCAUGUCCGCCUUCAGAGCCGAAUUUAUUGCUGCCAGGUCUAUGGAUUUUAUUGGCAUGAUUAAGGAGUGUGACGAAUCUGGCUUCCCCAAGCACCUUCUCUUUCGUUCUCUGGGGAGAAACUUGGCCUUAGCUGACCCUCCAGAAGGAGAUCGACUUCAGAUCUUAAAUGAAGCCUGGAAGGUGAUCACAAAGUUAAAGAGCCCACAGGAUUAUAUCAACUGUGCAGAAAUCUGGGUGGAAUACACCUGUAGACACUUCACGAAGCGUGAGGUCAAUACAGUUUUGGCGGAUGUCAUCAAACACAUGACUCCAGAUCGGGCAUUUGAAGAGGCCUACCCCCAGCUCCAGUCAAUAAUUCAGAAGGUUAUCACCUAUUUCCAUGACUUCGCCGUUCUCUUUUCAUUGGAGAAAUUCUUACCAUUCUUGGAUAUGUUCCAGAAAGAGAGUGUGAGAGUGGAGGUUUGUAAGUGCAUCAUGGAAGCUUUUAUUAAGCACCAACUGGAGCCGACCAAGGACCCUGUCAUCCUCAAUGCCCUUCUGCAUGUGUGCAAGACAAUGCACGAUUCUGUGAAUGCGCUGACACUAGAAGACGAAAAACGAAUGCUAGCCUCUUUGAUAAAUGGAUUUUUGAGAAUGGUUUCAUUUGGCCGUGACUUUGAGCAGCAGCUGAGUUUUUAUGUUGAAGCCAGAUCAAUGUUUUGCAAUUUGGAACCUGUUCUCGUCCAGCUGAUUCAUAGUGUGAACCAGCUGGCGAUGGAAACACGAAAAGUGAUGAAAGGGAAUCAUUCCAGAAAAACGGCUGCAUUUGUCAGGGCUUGCGUUGCCUUCUGCUUCAUUACAAUUCCAUCUUUGACAAGCAUAUUUUCUCGUCUCAAUCUUUACCUGCACUCUGGACAGAUUGCUUUGGCAAACCAGUGCCUUUCGCAAGCGGAUGCCUUUUUCAAAGCGGCAAUAAGCCUUGUCCCCGAGGUGCCAAAGACGAUCAACAUAGAUGGGAAGAUGCGGUCCUCCGAAACGUUCCUCCUGGAAUUCCUCUGCAAUUUCUUUUCCACUCUGUUGAUCAUUCCUGACCACCCCGAGCAAGGCGUGUUGUUUCUUGUGCGAGGGCUGCUGAACGUCAUCCAGGACUAUACCUGGGAAGAUAACGGUGAUGAUAAAGUCCGGAUUUAUACGAAUGUCGUGCAUCUUCUCUCAGCAAUGAGUCAGGAAACUUACAUCUACCAUGUAGACAAAGUUGAAUCCAACGAUACCCUGUAUGGUGGAGAUACCAAAUUCCUGGCAGAAACCAACAAGCUGUGUGAAACCUUGAUAGCCCAGAUCCUGGAGCAUCUCAAGAGCCUUGGGAAGGAUGAGACUUUAAAGCGGCAGAGCCAGCUGGCCCUCAACCUCUUCAAUAGCAUCUUGGCCCACGGAGACCUGAGAAACAACAAACUCAACCAGCUCGCUGUUAACCUGUGGAACCUGGCUCAGAGGCACGGCUACGCAGACACAAAAAUCACGGUCAAAACCUUGGAAUACAUCAAGAAGCAAAGCAAACACCCUGAGCUGAGCCAUUUUACCGAUCUUGCUGCACGACUUCCUCUGCAGUCAAGGACCUGACAAAUCAUAGCCUCCUGAACUUGGAUGUACUGGAGGGUCUUUCUCUAAGGUCUAUAAACCCCCCAGGCUGCAUCUUAGGCUAUUAUCGGAGUUCAAUAUCUUUUUUUCAUUUUGUAGAGUCCCUUGGUGCGUGACAGAUUUAUUUGGUCAGAGACAGAAGGAAAAUGUGUCCUGACAGUGCCAUCAUUUUUGAAAUGAGGUUUUGUUUCCCCACUGCACAGCCACUAACCAUUAAAAGGUGAUUUAAAUGCUAACUGGGGGUCGGUGAAACAGUAUCUUACAAUUUCAGACUGGAAAUAACUUUUCUAUCCAAAUCUGAUGGGGCUGUAAAGAAAAAAGGAGAGAUAACUUGUGCUAGCAAUGUUUGAGCAAUGUCUUUUGAGUGCUGCAGCCUUUGAAAGAUGGGCUUGUUACUCAGCAUUCAUCUUGAAUAUACCUCUCAGAACACCUU
Messenger RNA from Podarcis muralis (Common wall lizard), 3363 nucleotides. RefSeq names its product VPS35 endosomal protein sorting factor like (gene VPS35L). Gene Ontology annotation, biological process: endocytic recycling. Gene Ontology annotation, cellular component: endosome. The record is from RefSeq and is a predicted model, not a curated record. Lineage: Eukaryota; Metazoa; Chordata; Lepidosauria; Squamata; Lacertidae.